AUGGGUUCCUUUCUUGUUCGAGGGUGGAUUUUGGCCGCAUUAUUUGUGCAAACCAGUCUCGCCACGACAAUUCUUGCUGAGCCUACUGUGACUCCCACUCCUACUGCUGUGGGGACACACCAUAACCAGCAUCAGCAUCACCACCACAAUCACCACCAUUGGUCUCAUAUCCCUAGGCCUAUGCCUAGUCGCAAGCCUUGUCCUGUUCCUUCUUCAUCAGCAGUUCUCGCUUCCAGCGUGAUCCCCACUCCAACUUCGGCCCCUGUUUCUACUCCUUUUACGAAACCAUCUGUUGUUGUGUCUGCAACAGACUCUCUUUCAACUGGACUCGGAUCAUCUUCUUCACUAGUCAGCAUCUCGGGGUCUGCCUCUGAUAGUAGCACUACAACUGUCGCUUCUAUCCCUACAUCGACCUCAACUGGAGCACUUCAGUCGAGUGUGGCUUCUGGGUCCUCUACAUUGGAGUCGACCACAUCAACGGUUUUUUCUACCCGCACCGCUACCAUCACCGCGUGCCCUACUACUGUCCCUAACUGCCCUGUCAGUUCAAAGACAACAUUUGUGACUACAGAGACAAUUCUGGUAUCCACUACAAUCUGCCCUGUCACUGAAACUGCCGGUCCUACCCAGACAGCACCUGCUUCUCUAUCGACUGGAGGUUCUGGUGGCUCAGACUUCACAACUUCCACCAUCUAUACUACUCGCACUGCCACCAUCACCGCAUGCCCUUCUUCAGUGACCAAUUGUCCCCUGAAAUCAAAGACCACACACUUGGUCACUGAAACCCUGGUUGUCUCCACCACAGUUUGUCCCGUGGCAGAUGCUACUGUUACCGGCGCCGUGCCUACUAAGCACACUACAUCUCCAUCUGUCACUGAACCAAUUGGAGGUGGCGAGGCUUCCACGCUGACGACAUCUAUUAUCUUCACGACUAUCACGUCCACCGUCCUUGCCUGCCCUGAAUCUGUGACCGAUUGUCCUCUGAGAUCAAAGACCUCUUACGCAACCACCGAGACAUUCCCUGUCGCAACUACUAUCUACCCAGUCGUUGCAAACCCUCAGGCUACCGAUGUUAUCCCCGGAUAUCAAUCUGGCCCAGUUCACACAACGACCAUCAUCGUUGAAUCUUGCUCCGACGAUGAUACCUGUACUGGGUACACCAACACUAUCGUGAUGACCCAGACCAACGCUGCGGAGCCCACCGCGGCUCCCUCUCUGUAUACCCCACACCGGGGCUCUGGUGCUGUCUCUGCCUCCUCGACUCCUUCGUGGCUCCACAGCAGCCGCCCUAGUGAAAUAGCCACGGCUGCUGUUAUUACUCCGACAAGUGCAGUAAGUCCGGUGUACACCGGAGCUGCAUCUCUAGGUACUCAAUCGUCGUUGAUGCAGGUUGUGGGUACUAUGAUGGUGAUUCUGCUGGCGAUCUAUAUCUAG
Molecule: messenger RNA, 1434 nt
Organism: Penicillium concentricum
Lineage: Eukaryota; Fungi; Ascomycota; Eurotiomycetes; Eurotiales; Aspergillaceae
Exons: 1
Coding region: 1-1434 (477 amino acids)
Source: RefSeq, a predicted model, not a curated record